CGGCGCGCGCGGAUGUUUUCCACUGUUCCCGCUACGAUAUAGAUAUAUUUCUUGGCUGAAUGAAUUGCUAAUUCCUUUGUCUACACGAUAAUUGCUGCGAUCACUUUGUUAGAAAAGGUGCACGAUAAGGCCGUGACCUUCGCUUAAGCAGAAUGCCGCGAGAUGAUGAGGAGCCAAUUAUUGGCAGUGAUGACGAGGCGCUGGAAACCGGAGUGGUUGCCCCACCCACAAAUAGAAUUUUCGGAAGAUGGCUCAAGCGACCCCGUUCGUUGAUUCUAGAGCCCGCCGUUUUUCUGGUUUUCUUUGGCAGAUUCCUAACAGAUGCGGUCUAUCAGAACCAGAUACUCUACCAAACCUGCGUCACGGUCAUGAAAUAUAAUGCCACUGAAUGCGAGCCAUUUCUCGGUACGGAUCGUGCAUCCGAUGAAGUUAAGAAGAUCGAGGGCCAAGUUCAGGAGUAUGCGUCUACUAUCACGAUGAUAAGCUCAAUGCUCGAGAGCACCGUUCCCGCAAUAGUAAGCCUCUUCCUGGGACCCUGGUCGGAUAAAUUCGGCAGACGGCCCAUCCUGCUGUCCACAUUUUCAGGCUUCUUUGUAAGUGCCAUUAUUCUGGUAGUUCUUACUCAAAUAACGACGGCCACCAAUAUCAGUCCCUGGUGGUUCCUGCUUUCCUCUGUGCCCUCGGUGUUCAGUGGAGGUACUUGCGCCCUCAUCACCAUCCUGUACUGCCAUGUAUCCGAUGUGGCCACCGAGGAGAAGAGAGCCAUGAGAAUGGUCACCAUGGAAGCUGCACUGGGUCUGGGUAUGAUGGCUGGAGGUGUGGCUAGUGGUUACCUCUACGCCGCCACUGGUGCGUCAACUCUGUUCAUCUUGGUGGGCUCUAUUAUCUCAAUAGCGCUAAUCUACGUCUACUUCUUUGUGCCGGAGAGUCUUAAGUCUGAAGAUUUGCAAACUGGGUCCCGCAUUCGCGAGUUCUUCCGUUUGGAUUUGGUAAAGGUCCUCGUAAGGACCUGCAUUAAGAAACGAGAGAACUACGAUCGCGCAAUUAUCUGGUUUGUGAUGAUGUCACUGACCUUGUGUAUUUUUGCUAUGGAGGGCGAGAACACUGUAAACUACAUGUUCAUGCGGAAGCAGUUUGACUACACAGUCCAGGAUUACAGUGUGUUCAAUGCGGCGAGGGUCGUCAUACAGGUUGUGGGCAGUACAAUUGCCAUGAUCCUGCUUCGCCGCCUCCUGGGAUUGUCCACCAUCAUGAUGACGCUCCUGGCCUUCGCCUGCUGUGUCCUCGAGAGCACGGUUAGAGCCACGGCCGUAUAUAGAAGCGAGAUGUACCUGGCCUUGAUUGUGGGCAUGAUGCGAGGCGUUAUGUCGCCCAUGUGCAAGGCCAUCCUGUCGCACGUGACUCCCAGCUCGGAAUUGGGUAAAAUCUUCUCCCUGACCACUUCACUCCAGUCCAUCUCACCUUUGGGAGCUGCACCACUUUAUACGACCGUGUACCAGGCUACGGUUAACUUUUAUCCGGGUCUCUUCAACUUCAUCAGUGUAGGACUUUACUUUAUGUGUUACUGUAUGUCGGCCACCGUCUUCGGGAUUCAAAAAUCUAUGGGCAGCAACAGCAUUUACCAAGCCAUAGGAAGUUGACCUAAUUUAAAUAGUUAUACUAAUUGGAAAUUAAUCUAGACAAUCACAACCAUUCAUAAGCCAGUGAAUCAAGAAGUAAAUCAAUCCCUGCAUAAGUAUUAUUAUAUGUAUUUGCUAUUCCAAUAAUGCUAAGCCUAGCCAAGUGUAAAUAGCAAGCUUUUGGGACUUGUUAGCAUUGCCAUACAACAUUCACCAAAGAUUAAGCGCUAAUAUAUGUGUAGUAUAAAAUGUUAA
Drosophila rhopaloa is the source of this 1874-nucleotide messenger RNA. Its product is annotated as proton-coupled folate transporter. Gene Ontology annotation, biological process: transmembrane transport. Gene Ontology annotation, molecular function: transmembrane transporter activity. The coding region runs from base 153 to 1640 and encodes 495 amino acids. NCBI's taxonomy places the organism in Eukaryota, Metazoa, Arthropoda, Insecta, Diptera, Drosophilidae. The record is from RefSeq and is a predicted model, not a curated record. The transcript has 9 exons. Gene Ontology annotation, cellular component: membrane.